This is a messenger RNA of Leishmania mexicana MHOM/GT/2001/U1103, 1062 nucleotides long. RefSeq names its product putative asparagine synthetase a. The transcript has a single exon. The record is from RefSeq and is a predicted model, not a curated record. Gene Ontology annotation, cellular component: cytosol; cytoplasm. The coding region runs from base 1 to 1062 and encodes 353 amino acids. Gene Ontology annotation, molecular function: aspartate-ammonia ligase activity. NCBI's taxonomy places the organism in Eukaryota, Euglenozoa, Kinetoplastea, Trypanosomatida, Trypanosomatidae.
AUGUCGUCCAAUCCGCAGGCGUACAUCGAUCUCCAGACCCGCAUUUUGAGGGUGAAAACCAUCUUCGCCGAGGAGCUCGCCAAUGCAUUGAGCCUGAUCCCGGUGGAGUGCCCCAUACUCGCCUGCGUCGGCGAUGGCACACAGGACAACCUCUCGGGCGUGGAGAAGGCGGUGCAGGUGCACGUGAGAGAGAUUCCGGAGGCGAAGUACGAGGUCGUGCACUCGCUCGCCAAGUGGAAGCGCAUGACCCUCGGCAAUCACAAGUUCCCCGUUGGCAGGGGCAUCCUUACCAACAUGCGCGCCCUGCGUGUUGAGGACACCCUGGACAACAUCCACUCCGUCUACGUCGACCAAUGGGACUGGGAGCGCGUGAUGGCGCCGUCGGACCGCUGCCUCGAGUACCUGCAGGCCACCGUUCGCUCUCUCUACGAGGCGCUGCGCGAGACGGAGAGGCGCGUGUGCACCGAGUUCCCAGACAUUACCCCGAUUCUGCCGGAGUCGGUCAAGUUCGUGCACACCGAGCAGCUGCUGAAGCGCUACCCGGAGCUGGACUCCAAGUCACGCGAGCGUGAAGUUGUCAAGGAGUUCGGGGCGGUUUUCCUGAUCGGCAUCGGGUGCAAGCUGAGUGAUGGCGACCACCACGACGUGCGCGCUCCGGACUACGAUGACUGGUCGUCGCCGGUGUCCGUCGACUCCUCCAAGAUCGGCUUCCCGGCUGCCGACGGCGAGAAGCCCUCGGUUAAUACCACAAUAUCCUUGCAGGGCCUGAACGGCGACAUUCUGGUGUACAACCCGGUUCUCGAUGAUGUGCUCGAGCUGAGCAGCAUGGGCAUCCGUGUUGACCAAGAGGCGCUGCGCCGCCAGCUGGAGAUCACCGGCACCAGCGACCGCCUCCAGCACAAAUGGCACCAGUGCCUCCUGAACGGAGACCUGCCUCAAACCAUCGGCGGCGGUAUCGGCCAGAGUCGCACAGUAAUGUUCAUGCUCCGCAAGAGGCACAUCGGCGAGGUGCAGUGCAGCGUGUGGCCCCACGAGAUCACAGCACAGUACUCCUUGCUGUGA